Cajanus cajan (pigeon pea) is the source of this 903-nucleotide messenger RNA. Lineage: Eukaryota; Viridiplantae; Streptophyta; Magnoliopsida; Fabales; Fabaceae. The record is from RefSeq and is a predicted model, not a curated record.
AUGCCAGUGAACCGUGGCCAAGGCCAAACCACAAGGUGGUAUCAACUAUGCUUUGUUCCCACUAGUCCAGAUAGUUCAGAUGAUUCAGACAUAGAAUCUGUAGUCCUACCAACUAGUACUCCAACUCCAACUCCAACUAGUAGUAGUACAUGGCAAGAACUUUCUUCACCAUGGUCACCACCACUGUCACCGCCACCGCCGCCACCACCACCACUUCCACCGCCAUCACCCCUGCUACUGCCACUGCUGCCACCACCACCACCGCCACCACUAAACUCAGAACCUCAAAUUGAUUGGCGUUUUCCACCACCCUCGCCAGAUUUUCUACCGCGAUCGCCACCACUUCAGCCUAUGCAGUCAUGGGCUGAGUCUACAAUGUUUAACAUUCAAUUACAACAUUUUAGACAUCAACCUACUAGUGAAGGUCACGUGUUUGAAGCUGAUCAAAGUGACUGCUCAAUGAAUAGCAUUAGAAGGGUGAGAGUCUCAGAGAUAGAUAAACUCUCUCACUGUCCCAUUUGCAUGGAUGAGUUUAAAGUGGGUGACCAAGCAUGCAGGUUACCCUGCAAUCACACCUACUGUUCUGAAUGCAUUCUUCGUUGGCUUAACAACAGCAAAACAUGUCCUGUUUGCAGGCUUAACUUGGAUGGUUGUAGAUUUGAUAGCAUAGAUGAUAAUGGUUUGGAUUCACAACCUGAAAUCCCACCACUGCCACCGUCCCCACCAGUAGUUCAUAAUGAAGCAUCGUGGGAGUAUUUUUUCCCAGACUUUCCUGGUAUACCAGGUGUAGAGAAUAGCGCCGGUGGUGACUCAGAUGAAGCUAAUUAUGACAGUGCAUGUGAUGAGCUUGUUGAUUCUCACGAGGAUGAUGCUUCUCAGAGUGAUUCUGCGCCACUAAUUUAA